UUUUCUGAGUGCUUUGUGCCACCAGCACUCACACACACUCUCCACCAGCUCCUCUCUCUCUCUCUCUCUCUCUCUCUCUCUCUUCAAUGGCGGAACAACAACAGCAGCCACUUCAUGCCACCACCGCCAGAAGAACUGGGUGGGCCCUCCGUCUCCCAUUUCUCAGCACCACAACCUUCUCUCUCCCUCUCUCUCGCUACACAACCCAACUGCUCUCCGCCGCCGACCGCCACCGGAUUCUCCUCGGAGACUGCGUAGGAACCCAAUCGGUUGCCGAUGUUGUCGAUGAUGACGAUGAUGAAGACGGUCGGUCCUUUUACGGCGAGGCCUGUGCUUACUCGAAGCCCGUUAUGGUCCUCGACGUGGUUUGGAACCUGGCUUUUGUUAUGGUCUCGGUGGUUGUGCUUUUGUCGAGUUUCAGAGAGCGACCUUCUAGCCCUUUGAGGAUAUGGGUUGCUGGGUAUGCUCUGCAGUGCCUUUUGCAUGUGGGUUGUGUCUACUUUGAUUAUCAGAAGCAAUGGCGUGCUGAUCUGGAGGGUCUUGAUGGGUUUUCUUCGUCUUAUAAACGCACCAGCAAUGCAAAAAGGCUGGAGACAAUGAAUACAUUGAUGUCAUCUCUCUGGUGGAUUAUUGGAUUCUACUGGAUUGUAGUGGGUGGCCAAGCACUUUUACAAGAUUCUCCCCGUCUCUACUGGUUGACUAUGGUCUUUCUAGCAUUUGAUGUGUUCUUUAUCAUCUUUUGCAUUGGGAUGGCGUGUGUCAUUUUCUUUGGUCUCUGCUGCUUCCUUCCAAUUCUAGCUUUUGCAUAUGCUAUGGCCAUUAGGGAAGGUGCAUCAGAAGAUGAGAUCCAAACUCUUCCCAAAUAUAGAUUUCACCUGCAUAAUCCAUUUGGAACAUGUGAUAAUGGUAAGAAGCUAGAAAUUGUUGUGGAGAGGUUAGAUUCGGACAACAGUAGCAACGUCAAGGAACUUGUUCUUUCUUCAGAGGAUUCGGAGUGCUGCAUUUGUCUUUCCAAUUAUGAUGAUGGGGCAGAACUCUAUGCCCUUCCAUGCAACCAUCAUUUCCAUUGUGGGUGCAUAAGCAAGUGGCUCCAAAUAAAUGCAACCUGUCCUCUCUGCAAAUUCAAUAUCAUGAGGGCUGAUACCUUGGUUUGAUGAUCGCUUCUCGUCGAGUUGAGAAUUAGUUGAACUCCAAGCGAAAUUUCUCUGGAGUUUACUGACUUGCUGACAACUGAUGGUAAAAAGGAAAAUUAGUGUUAAAAAAAAUAGAAAAAAGUUUGAGAUAAAAAUGUUUCCUUGCAUGGUUUCCCAUCUUUGGAAUAUUUUACUCUUUCCAAAUCCUCUGUAUAUAGAAUAUGAAUCUCUUUAGAACUUAAUGUAUGGUGGUGGGUGUACAAUUUGUAGAUGUAAAUUGAAAAGGCAGAAGUGGGAAUCAAUGAAGAAUGGGGGAUAAUAUAUAAUUGAUUUCUCUUGAAAAUUAUAAUUGCAGUAAAUGCAUAUUGAUUUUAAAAUUUAUCCAUUAGAAA
Ziziphus jujuba (common jujube) is the source of this 1525-nucleotide messenger RNA. Its product is annotated as E3 ubiquitin-protein ligase At4g11680. The record is from RefSeq and is a predicted model, not a curated record. NCBI's taxonomy places the organism in Eukaryota, Viridiplantae, Streptophyta, Magnoliopsida, Rosales, Rhamnaceae. Bases 87 to 1154 code for a protein of 355 amino acids. The transcript is spliced from 4 exons.